Cyprinodon variegatus (sheepshead minnow) is the source of this 869-nucleotide messenger RNA. Its product is annotated as major histocompatibility complex class I-related gene protein-like. Bases 157 to 816 code for a protein of 219 amino acids. Lineage: Eukaryota; Metazoa; Chordata; Actinopteri; Cyprinodontiformes; Cyprinodontidae. Gene Ontology annotation, cellular component: external side of plasma membrane. The record is from RefSeq and is a predicted model, not a curated record. Gene Ontology annotation, biological process: immune response. The transcript has 5 exons.
AGACAAGACUGGGUAAGAGAGAUAAAGGAGAAGAAUGCAGAACAUUGGGACGGAUCUUCCCAGCAGUUGGUACAAUAUCUGCCUGUAUUCAAGAAAGAAGCUACCAGUUUAAAGCAGCAUCCAAACCAAACUGAAGGUGACAUUGUCCAGCAGAUCAUGGGUUGUAAAUGGGACGACCAGACAAACAAAGUUGAAGGAUACCAGACCUACAGUUUAAAUGGAGAAGCCUUCAUAAGGCUUGAUAUCGAAACAGGCAGAUGGGUUGCUUUAUGUCCACAGGCUGAAUUUGCUGAGAAGGAGUGGAAUAAAAACCCAGACCAUGGUCAAACAAUUAAGACUGUGUUUACAACUGUUUGCAUUGACUGGCUGAAGAUAUACGAUAAUUAUGGGAAGAAUUUUCUGCAUAGAAAAGAGAAUCCCUCUCUGUCUCUGCUGCAGAAGACUUUUUUCAGUCCAGUGAGCUGCCACGCUACAGGCUUCUAUCCUAAAAGAGCCCUGAUGUUCUGGAGGAAAGAUGGGGAAGAGAUUCAUGAGGACGUGGAACAUGGAGAGAUCCUUCCAAACAAUGAUGGGACCUUCCAGAUGAUAGUUUACCUGAAUGUAUCCUCAAUCCGUCCUGAAGAUUGGAGGAGAUACAACUGUGUGUUUCAGCUCUUUGGGAAAGAGGAAGAAACCAUCCAACUGGAUGAAGCAAAGAUAACAAGCAACCGAGAGAAGCCCAGUAACACAAUCAGCCCCAUGACUGCUGCUAUGAUUGGUUCUGUUCUUGUAUCCAUUGCUGCUGCUGCUGGAUAUGUGGUCUAUAAAAAGAUUUAAAACAAAAAUCUGCUUGUGCCAUCAUCCUGUAAGAACACCCCCAACAUAUUUUU